AUGAACACAAACAGCAACCAAGAUCUCCUAAUCAACACUCAACAAACCCAAAUUCCACAAUCCGACCCAUAUUCUCACCAACCCCAUCCAGUCCAACAAAGCCCUAGCGCUCACCCUCACCCUCAGCCCCGCCGGCCUCGCGGCUUCGCUGCCACUGCCGCAGCUGCUGCUGCAUCCUCUGAUAACACCCCCACAGUUUCAUCUCCCAAUGCCUCAGGUAAAGGUAAGAGAGAAAGAGAAAAAGAAAAGGAGAGAACCAAACUUCGAGAACGACAUCGCCGUGCUAUUACAAGUAGAAUGCUCACAGGUCUGAGACAAUACGGUAAUUUCCCUCUCCCCGCGCGUGCUGAUAUGAAUGAUGUAUUAGCUGCUUUAGCGCGCGAGGCUGGUUGGACUGUUGAAGCUGAUGGCACCACUUAUCGUCAAUCGCCUACACCUUCACAUACGGGAUCAUUUGGAGUGAGGUCAGUGGAAAGUCCGUUACUAAAGAAUUGUGCAGUGAAAGAGUGUCAGCCGUCGGUUCUUAGAAUUGAUGAGAGCUUGUCCCCAGGGUCGCUUGAUUCGGUGGUGAAUAGCGAGAAAGAGAAUUCAAGAAAUGAGAAGUAUGCAAAUACGAGUCCGAUUAAUUCUGUCAUUGAAUGCUUGGAUGCUGAUCAGCUUAUACAAGAUGUUCAUUCUGGCAUGCACCAAAAUGAUUUUAUGGAGAAUUCUUUUGUUCCUGUUUAUGCAAUGCUUGCAAAUGGGUUUGUCAACAAUUGCUGCCAGUUAAUUGAUCCGCAAGGAGCUAGACAGGAGUUAAGUCAUAUGAAGUCUUUAGAUGUGGAUGGUGUCGUUGUUGAGUGUUGGUGGGGAAUUGUUGAAGCAUGGAGUCCUCAGAAGUAUGUAUGGUCUGGCUAUAGGGAAUUGUUUAAUAUUAUCCGAGAAUUCAAGUUGAAGUUGCAGGUUGUGUUGGCAUUUCACGAAUAUGGAGGAACUGACUCUGGUGAUAUUUUGAUCUCACUUCCCCAAUGGAUUUUAGAGAUUGGGAAAGAGAACCAGGACAUAUUUUUCACAGAUCGUGAAGGAAGGAGGAAUACUGAAUGUCUAUCUUGGGGCAUCGACAAAGAGCGAGUUUUGAAAGGAAGAACUGGUAUAGAGGUUUAUUUUGACUUUAUGAGAAGCUUCCGCAUGGAGUUUGAUGACUUAUUCACAGCGGGCCUUAUUUCUGCUAUUGAAAUUGGACUUGGACCAUCUGGGGAACUAAAGUAUCCAUCCUCUCCAGAGAGGAUGGGAUGGAGGUAUCCUGGUAUCGGUGAGUUUCAGUGCUAUGAUAAAUAUUCACAACAAAAUCUUCAAAAAACAGCUAAACUACGUGGACAUUCAUUUUGGGCUAGGGGGCCUGACAAUGCUGGUCAUUAUAACUCUAGGCCACAGGAAACUGGAUUUUUCUGUGAACGAGGUGAUUAUGAUAGCUACUUUGGUCGCUUUUUCCUCCAUUGGUAUUCCCAGUCACUGAUAGACCAUGCCGAUAAUGUUUUGUCUCUUGCAAGCCUAGCAUUUGAGGAUACGAAGUUAAUCGUCAAGCUUGCUCAGUCACAUCACCUUCAACAUGAUGCAACUGCUACUGCCAUUGUCAUCACAGCUCCACCUGCUUUCAGUGUCACACUAAAAUUGUUCCACAACUAUCAUGUUCCUGCUGUUUAUUGGUGGUACAGGACUGCCAGCCAUGCAGCAGAGCUAACAGCAGGAUACUAUAACCCUACAAACCAGGAUGGCUAUUCUCCAGUUUUUGAGGUUUUGAAAAAACACUCUGUGAUCAUGAAGUUUGUUUGCUCAGGAUUGCAAGUUUCAGGUUUUGAGAAUGAUGAAGCACUUGUUGAUCCAGAAGGCUUGAGUUGGCAGGUUUUGCAUUCUGCUUGGGACCGAGGAUUGACAGUGGCUGGUCUAAAUAUGCUUGCUUGUUAUGACAGGGAAGGGUAUAGGAGAGUGGUUGAGAUGGCGAAGCCAAGGAAUGAUCCUGACCACCAUCAAUUUUUGUUUUUUGUGUAUCAACAGCCAUCACCUUUGGCUCAAGGAACAAUUUGCUUUCCAGAGUUGGAUUACUUCAUCAAAUGCAUGCAUGGUGAGAUAUCUGGUGAUCUAGUCUCCUGA
Messenger RNA from Dovyalis caffra, 2130 nucleotides. NCBI's taxonomy places the organism in Eukaryota, Viridiplantae, Streptophyta, Magnoliopsida, Malpighiales, Salicaceae. The record is from the annotation of a GenBank genome assembly.